AUCACUUCAGUUUUAGAUGCACACCUCACUAACAACAGAUGCUAAUCACACAGCCAUCGCCUUCAGUUUGAUAACUGAUGAAUACCUCAUUUCAAGAACACCUGAUAAGAAGAAAUAUAUACAAAAGUGCAAUGCAUUCUGAGUCUGGUCUUAACUUCUCAUCUAACAAUGAUGAAUAUGAUUAUGUGCUCCCUUGCAUCUAUGAACAUGUUGAUAAUUUCGGCAGUAUAUUCAUGCCAUGCAUAUAUUACUUUGUAUUCAUCGUAGGACUAAUAGGUAAUAUUUUGGUUAUAACUGUAUACAUUUUUUUUCAGAAACUUAAGGAUUUAACAGAUAUCUAUCUUGUAAACCUGGCUGUGGCUGACACACUUUUUGUUUUCACCUUACCUUUCUGGGCAAAAACAGCAGCCCACGAAUGGAUUUUUGGUACCAUAAUGUGCAAAGUGGUCCGCAGCCUCUACGCCAUCAAUCUGUAUAGCUGCAUGUUGACUCUAACCUGCAUUACCCUUGACCGGUUCUCUGCUAUCGUUCUAGCAACAAAAUGUCAUGGACAGCACACAAAGAAAAUGGUAUUUGGUAAAGUACUCUGCGUGUGUAUUUGGUUAUCUGCACUAGUGCUUGGCACUCCAGAGUUAAUAUUCAGCAAGGUUGCCAACCAUACGAAAAGUACCUGCGAAAUGGAAUUCUAUAAUAACCAGAUAGUGGCAAAGACAGCCAAAGGAAUCCAACUGCUGAUUGGGUUUAUAAUACCUCUGCUUUCCAUGAUAGUCUGCUAUUCAGUGAUUGUGAAAACUCUGAUUUCAGCAAAGGGAUUCCAGAAGUACAAAUCCAUCAAAAUAAUACUGGCAAUAGUGAUCUCUUUUGUUGUUCUUCAGCUGCCAUACAACAUCACGAGUAUCAUUCAGAGUCUCAGAACAGAUGAUGACCUCUAUUAUGAACUCUGUGAUACAAAACUAGCACGCAAGUAUGCCAUUAUUAUAACUGAAGCUGUUGCCUACAUCCACUGCUGUCUGAAUCCCAUCCUUUAUGCCUUCCUGGGACAAAAGUUUAAAAAGACCUUCAGAAAAAUCUUGAAACAUUAUGGAAUGAUCAGCCACAAACAAUUACCAGAACAAAAUAAAACUGAAACAGAGACUUCUAAGACAUUCUCUGCUAUUUAUACUGCAGAUGUUACAUCCAUGUAUCAGUUAUAGACUAUACUACAUCUUUAUCAAAAUGCAUUGUAUUUAAAACAAGUAGAUAUGCUAUUGCAGCAUUCCCUUAUAAAUGUUCUGCAAGAAAAUGUUAUACAGGUUUUGUGAUGGACUAAGCUUUACUGUCAGUUUUCAAAAAAGCCACUGUUAUGUUCCUUUAUUAAGAAUGCAGUUAAGUAAAACACAACGGGUAUGGUUGUCUGACUUUUAAGGAGCUAUACUGACAAAAGUCAUCUUCUGGUUUAACAUCUAGUGACAUUUUUCCUCAUCUGAUCAUUCUAAGAUAAAAGUUAUGUUUUUAUCUCAUCUCACACUACAACCUGUGGCAUCUAUGAAAUCUAAAAAAAAUUAAAACACAGUAAAACUGUAGACUUGGUAUCUGUUGAUGGACUUACUGCAAAUUUUGAAAGACUUGCCAGUAAGUUCGUUGCUGCCCAUUUCUUGUACAUGAUAAAUUGCUCUUCUUCAGAAGGGGACUAUCAUCCAUAUGGAAAGAAUAAACAACUAUGGCCUCAAUUCCAAAAGACUUGAUCUCAGUGUAAGUGACCAACUGCCUGAGAAUAGGCUGACAGUUGGUGUUUGGUCCCUGUAAUAACCCUCGUUAUAGAAAGGACUUACACUGAUGAAAGACACCUACACUAAGAGGAAGUCUUUCAGAAUCAGAGCAGACUUUUCACUGAAAGCAACUCUUUUGAAAUCAAGUCCUGUUUCUAUUCAGAAAUGGGGUAAUAAAAGGGGUACAGGUGACUACUAGCCCAGUCUACCUCAUGUUCUCCUAUCAAAGUUUAUGAAAAUAACAGGUACAGAAACAAUUAUCGGCUAUUUUUUGGCCCCAGUGGACUACUUCCUGAUUUACAAGAUGACUUUAUAACUAUCCCUUGAGUCAGCAAGUUGUUAAUACAAUGCGAUUUACUGCAUUCACUUCAAUGACUGGAUUAAUAGCAACUGUAUUUCUUAAAACAUGAAAGACUUCAGAUGAAUAAAAUCAUAGUUACAUUACUUCAUAAAUACUUAUUCACUUUCACGUUUACAUGUCCAUUCAAAUAUCGAUACUGUUAAACUGCUGUGCAGUGUAAAACUAUUUAUAAUGUACAUUUUUAAUAAAUACUCGCUGCAAUUUGAAACUGUUUUUAUGUAAAUAUUUAAUGAUUUUAUAAUGCAUUUCUGAAUAAUAAAACUGCAUGGUUUUCAAUUUG
This is a messenger RNA of Protopterus annectens (West African lungfish), 2389 nucleotides long. RefSeq names its product C-X-C motif chemokine receptor 6 (gene CXCR6). Gene Ontology annotation, cellular component: membrane. The transcript has 2 exons. The record is from RefSeq and is a predicted model, not a curated record. The coding region runs from base 78 to 1193 and encodes 371 amino acids. Lineage: Eukaryota; Metazoa; Chordata; Ceratodontiformes; Protopteridae. Gene Ontology annotation, molecular function: coreceptor activity; C-X-C chemokine receptor activity. Gene Ontology annotation, biological process: G protein-coupled receptor signaling pathway; inflammatory response; immune response.